AUGUCGGAUUCAUCAUCCAGGUCCGCAAACGACGACCCGACGCCGAAGAAGCGUCUCAAACUCAAGAAGAUGCAGCGAGAUGCAACGAACCAGACCCUCGACCAGCUUGACGGAUUCUCUCCACCAACUUCGAUGACUUUCGAGAGACAAAUCGCAAACGCAUACUAUUACCAUCUUCAUCCGCCUCUGGUCAAUCCCGUCGACGAAGAUCAACAGUCUCUACCGGAGCUACUUCGUGGUUAUCCUCAAUCCAGCCCAUCUCGGCAUUCCCACUUCCUUCGAAAGGAUCCCACGGUCGAAGAACAUUGCGCUGAAUCGACCGGGUAUAUCCCUUUUGGAAUGGCUGCUUCUCCCCCGCUAUCGCCAACCGGAUGGGAGCCACCGCCUCCGCCAGACACAAAUCACUACGACCGGAAUCAAAAGGCGGAAGAGAUUGAGGAGAGCAAGCAAAGGAUGAAGAAUCAACGGAGGCAGGGCGGCGACUAA
Trematosphaeria pertusa is the source of this 486-nucleotide messenger RNA. RefSeq lists its product as uncharacterized. Bases 1 to 486 code for a protein of 161 amino acids. The record is from RefSeq and is a predicted model, not a curated record. The transcript has a single exon. NCBI's taxonomy places the organism in Eukaryota, Fungi, Ascomycota, Dothideomycetes, Pleosporales, Trematosphaeriaceae.